This is a messenger RNA of Cannabis sativa, 1649 nucleotides long. RefSeq lists its product as uncharacterized. The coding region runs from base 266 to 1201 and encodes 311 amino acids. The transcript has 8 exons. Gene Ontology annotation, cellular component: membrane. Gene Ontology annotation, biological process: protein ubiquitination. NCBI's taxonomy places the organism in Eukaryota, Viridiplantae, Streptophyta, Magnoliopsida, Rosales, Cannabaceae. The record is from RefSeq and is a predicted model, not a curated record. Gene Ontology annotation, molecular function: zinc ion binding; ubiquitin-protein transferase activity.
CGUUGGGAAUAAGCCACCAAACCCCUUCGCCUGGAGUCUUUGUUAAGUUAGAAGUUAGAAUUAGAUGAAUUCAAACAGCGACCGCUAUAAAUAGCACAAAACCCACUUUUUUGUCUUAAAAUCAAAGGAAAAAUCUAAAUAUACAGCCAAAACAACAAACAAAAAAGAAGACAAACUUUCUCUCUUUCGUUCUCCGAUUUGCUCGCUCAGUAAUUUACGCGCUUUCGUAGCCGAUUUCAAGGGAUUUUCGGGGUUUCAUAAAGCAAUGAGCGACCACCUGGUGCUGUUCGUUGACCGUCUGAUUAGGCCUGGAGCUUUGCAACCGGUGGCGCUGGACUCGUCUGAGAUUGUUUCUGGGUCGGCUGGUGGUGCUGCUGCUGUUGACGGACCUGGCUCGAACGCAGCUGCGCCAUCUAGUUCCGUGACGGAGGAGAAAAUGUUGGAGCAAGAUGAAGAUUUGGGUGAGGAGGAACCUCUGAUUCAAUCAGCGGAAUGUCGUAUAUGCCAGGAGGAGGAUAGCAUCAAGGAUUUGGAGACGCCUUGUGCUUGUAGCGGAAGCCUUAAGUAUGCUCAUAGGAAGUGUGUUCAGCACUGGUGUAAUGAGAAAGGAGAUACAAUUUGUGAGAUCUGCCAUCAGCCAUACCAACCUGGUUACACUGCUCCUCCUCCACCUCCUAACCCUGAUGAAACUGCCAUUGACAUAGGUGGAGGCUGGACCAUAUCUGGUACUCCUUUGGAAUUGGAUCCUCGCCUAUUGGCAAUUGCAGAAGCAGAGCGUCACUUUCUGGAAGCCGAGUAUGAUGAUUAUGCUGCUUCUAGUGCCAGUGGAGCUGCUUACUGCCGCUCAGUUGCCUUAAUUUUAAUGGCCCUUCUUCUCUUGCGACAUGCAUUGGGCAUUACAGAUCCUGAUGCAGAUGAUGAAACUUCUGCUUUUUUCUCUCUUUUCUUGCUCCGGGCUGCUGGCUUUCUUCUACCCUGCUAUAUCAUGGCUUGGGCCAUCAGUAUGUUACAGCGCCGAAGGCAAAGACAGGAAGCUGCAGCAUUGGCAGCAACACAAGUUGCAUUUGUUUUGCAAUCUGGACAACGUAGGGGUUUGCAGUUUGCAAUAGCGUCAGGACGACCAGCAGCAGCUUCGCCACCAGCACCAGCAACAGCACCAGCAACAGGUCCUGCAUUGAGUUCAGCUGAAGAAGCUGUUUAAGGUUGUAAUAGGCAGCAAGAAAUUCUUGGGAGUUGUAUGUGUUAUUAUUGCAUGGAGAGGGAGAGUGAUUCAGCGGAAUGUGAUUAAAAAAAAAAAUUAAUAAGUGGAAAACCUUUCCUCUGUUUAAAUGUAUGAAAAAGAUUAUUAAAGAAGAGAAAUUGGUGCGUGUGGACGUCCAAUUCAUUUCAUCAUUAAAAUAUGGUGGCUACCAUCACCCUCUUCUAAUUGGUUUGGUGGUGCCCAUAUUGGUUUCUAUCUUUCUUUUUCUCUAUCUCAUCCUUUUCUUUGUAAAUAUCGAUUUCAAAGGAUAAAGUAGAUAAUCUCAUGGUUGGAAUGUCUCAUCGUGUUCAGCAAUGACAUCUGUCUCUAGCUGUAUCUUUUGUUUCAAUCUUAGUUCUUCCUUUUUAUUAUAAUUAAUAAACUAAUGUUUAUGGCUCUAUUAGCUUUA